AUGGCCUUCGUUCUCCGACGGCCGUUCGCCGUCUCUACGGCAUUCAGACAGGUUCCGAAAUCAUCAAACAUAACAGUUCGCUUCAUCCACAGCUCUCCGCUUAAGCAAGGGCCAUCCUCAUCCAAACGCCACUUCACUCUCGCCGGAGCCCGUCAGACUUUCCAAAAUGCCUUCCGCCGAUCAUACAGGCAGAUAUCCUACCAGCCAGUACAGUCGUCAGGAGACCUGGCACAGAAGCUGAUAUACGGUGCCGCUAUCGUGGGAGGCACGAUCGUCGCAACAAACUUGAUCUUUAACCGCGAAACAAGAGAAGACGUCGCCAUGCCACUCUUUGAACAGCAAUAUCUGAAUCAAACCUUCAUGCACACCGGUCUCGGUCUCGGGGUCAUCGGCUUUGCGGCACGGGCUCUACACACGUCUGGCUGGUCCUACAGGCUGAUGGCGACAAAUCCAUGGGCCGUUGUCGGGCUGAGUUUGGUAGCUAGCAUCGGGACGAUGUAUGGAACAUUCUAUACCGCACCUGAAAAUUAUAUCCAAAAGUACGCCCUAUGGGGAGCAUUUAACCUAACCCAAGCCGCCGUCCUCUCCCCGCUAUUCUUCAUGUCCCCUGCUAUCCUCGGACGUGCCGGCCUCUACACCAUUGGUAUGAUGGGCUCCAUCGCCUUCGUAGGCGCAACCGCCAAACAGGAGAAAUACCUAUACCUUGGCGGCCCCUUGCUCGCCGGUGUAACCGUCGUUGCCAUGUCCGGCCUUGCGCCUCUUGUCCUCCCCGCCACCGCAGCGCGGACACUCAUGUGGUCUGAGCGUAUCUGGCUGUACGGCGGUCUCACGGUGUUUGGAGGGUUCACUCUCUUCGAUAUACAGAAGAUCUUGCACCAUGCCCGCAUGGCGGAGAGGGGUCUAAUUAAGAGGGAUGCUGUUAAUGAGAGUAUCAGCCUCGAGCUGGAUUUCUUGAAUAUUUUCAUCCGGAUGGUGCAGAUUCUGGCCUUGAGGAAUAACCGGAAAUAA
Messenger RNA from Paracoccidioides brasiliensis Pb18, 1008 nucleotides. RefSeq lists its product as uncharacterized. The transcript is spliced from 2 exons. The record is from RefSeq and is a predicted model, not a curated record. The coding region runs from base 1 to 1008 and encodes 335 amino acids. Gene Ontology annotation, cellular component: mitochondrial inner membrane.